CAAACUUCAAAACCGUUAUGUAUAUACAGAGGCUUUUUACAACCCGUACAGCAUGGCAGGGACACUAUAUACAAAGCCCAUCAGAAGUAAAAAAGAACGGAGUUGAACCCCUCAUUAUCCGAAUUAGUAUUAACUUACUUUUAAUAAUGCUCACAUUACAACAUAUACAAACAGAACUUUUUUGACAAGAGCAGGCUUUGUCUAUAACCUGACUUUGUGUGUAUUUUUUAUAGGGCAGGGCAUCUCAACAACCCACACCUCCAAUCUCAUCUCAUUGAUUGGAACAGCUGACUCCAAUUAGCCUUUGUAUUACCUCAGAGGCUCAUACACUUUUUACAACAAUUACAUGUAAUAUUGGAUAAUCUUGCUCAAUAAAGAGUAUCAACCACCAAGACUGCCGGCACUCCAUCUUACAGCAGAUGGUCUAACACUCAGCCACACCAGCAGCCAGGCCCUGCAGUGAGAACAUUCCAGAACAGUAAGGCGAGGGUCACCAUGAGCCCUGGCUUUACUCCACAGUGGAGCAACAAUCAAUCCGCUUGGAACAGUUACGCCUACCCCAGGGCUAAUGUUCACUUUCAGUCCCAUGCCAAUUACAGCUACUGCCCUGGGCACCCUGCCCAAUCCUAUGCACCAGCCCCCCACCCUAUGGCUCCCCCCAGUCCAAGCACAAACAGCAGCAACAACAGUGGUGCUGAACAGCUGAGCAAGACGAAUCUCUACAUCAGAGGCCUGCCUCCCGGCACGACUGACCAGGACCUCAUCAAGCUGUGCCAGCCAUAUGGAAAGAUCGUAUCAACAAAGGCUAUCCUAGACAAAAACACCAACCAAUGCAAAGGCUAUGGUUUCGUAGACUUUGACAGCCCCGCAGCUGCACAGAAGGCAGUGGCGUCACUCAAAGCCAGUGGAGUACAGGCCCAGAUGGCAAAGCAGCAGGAACAGGACCCAACCAACCUGUAUAUCUCAAAUCUUCCCGUAUCCAUGGAUGAACAGGAACUUGAGAACAUGCUAAAACCUUUCGGCCACGUAAUUUCCACAAGGAUAUUAAGGGAUGCGAAUGGAAUAAGCCGAGGCGUGGGAUUUGCCAGAAUGGAGUCCACGGAGAAAUGUGAAGUAGUAAUUCAACAUUUUAAUGGAAAGUAUCUGAAAAUGCCACCAGGUGUACCAGCCCCCGGUGAGCCUUUGCUGUGCAAGUUUGCGGAUGGAGGGCAGAAGAAAAGACAAAAUCAGAGCAAGUACACACAAAAUGGAAGGCCGUGGCCCAGAGAAGGAGAGACUGGGAUGGCUUUAACCUAUGAUCCCACAGCUGCAAUGCAGAAUGGUUUUUAUUCUUCACCAUACAGUAUUGCAACAAAUCGUAUGAUUGCACAGACAUCUAUCACACCUUACAUUGCUGCUUCUCCUGUGUCAACAUAUCAGGUCCAGAGUACAUCAUGGAUGCCUCAUCAACCAUAUGUUAUGCAACCAGCAGGUGCUGUGAUAACGCCCACAAUGGACCACACCAUGUCCAUGCAGCCAGCCAGUAUGAUGGGACCCUUGACCCAGCAGAUGAAUCACCUGUCACUGGGCACAGCAGGAACAUACAUGACUGCUGCCGCGCCUAUGCAAGGGACCUACAUUCCCCAGUACACUCCUGUGCCUCCAGCAGCUGUCCCUGUUGAAGGUGUUGUUGCUGAUACCUCCCCACAGACGGUAGCGCCUUCAUCACAGGAAGCCAGUGGCCAACAGCAACAGAUACCAGUGGAAACAACCAAUGAACAUGCGCCUACCUACUCUUACCAACAAGCUAAACAGUAAACGGGACUGAAAACAGGAAUCAUGAGCUGAAAAUUGCCUUGAACCAGGAAACUUCAGUGAAAAUGAAGGUGGCUUCCAGUUUGCACAGGCGUCAAAUGAAUGCUUUUUAUUUCCUACCUUACCUGACAAAAAAAAGUGUUUUUAUGUGCUGUGCAAAUGGUUCAGUGAUGUAGUCUGACAGUUUAAUUUUGCUAUAAAAUCUUAUUUUUAAAAGAGAAAGAAAAUCCCAUAAGGGGAAUUGUUCUGACUUUUCAUUCAGAUGAACAGGUUAAAAUAUAAAUGAUUUGUAUGUUCAGAUAGACUUAGGAACUGUAAGACUGACAAGUUCGGAAGAGGAAGGAAGAUGCAGUGUUUUAGGAAAGUUUAAUAGUCUUCCUCUGAUAUUAAGCUACUCUUUUUUUCAUGUCUUUUAUUAAUUUGUAGGUUUUUCAGAAAUGUUUAGCUAAGAUUUAUCUUGACUCUUAAUUGCCUUAAUUUUGAAGACGUCAGGCUCUCAAAGCCAGCUGUCAACGUUGCGUUAGGAAUUCUAGAUUGAAAUUAUGUGCUUGGACCAAGUGGUUGGUGCAAGAAUUUGAUAAAAGCUUAACUUUAUAGGGAGGUAAAUGCUAAUAAGCUGUACAGGUUAAAACAAAAAAAAACAAAAAAAUUUGUUGCUUGAAUUCUUUUGCAGAAGAACACAGUUUUAUGGAUAAAGAACAAGGGCGACUGACAAAAUCUAAAAAAAAUUGCUGAGACUUUUAAUGAAUUUUGUCUUAGAGCAGUGGAAACUGACAAUUUGCAGAAGGCAGAAAGCGUUUUGUGAUUUGUAAAAAAAAACUGUAUUAUGCAAAGUACAGUUUUUCGCUUAAAGCAGAUUGUUUUAUUUACGAAGCGUAAUUGCUAGCAACAGAAUUAGUGCUUUAUAUUUGCAAUCUUUUUUAUUAGCUUUAUUUUUUUUUAGUCUGCUUUGCUUGUCACCUUGCAGAUGCAAGCUAAAGAGUGAAAGGUGAGAACUAAAUAAAUGGGAGCUUAUGGUUAAAAAGAAAUCAAAGCAAAAGCAAUAGAUUGAAGAAAUUGUGGACAAUUUCUGUAGUCUUUAAUUUUCAUAGUUGUGGAUCAAAUGCAGCCUAAGUAUGGCCUAUUUUAUACCAAAGAUGAAGUGACACCCUAAAGCAGUCAAGAAGCUAGAGAUUUUUUCUGUUGUUUUUUUAAAUCUUUAUUUGACCUACAUGGCCGGACCAGUUCUUACUUUAUUUUCUUUAAACUUUUCUUCCACUGGUUAUUCUCUAUAACACUCACACACACGCAUACAUACACACACACAAACACACACACACAUACACAUGCACACACACACACAGAAAGAAUGUUUAUCUAAAAAUAUUGGUGGUGCACUAGUAUUGUGGGGUUGGGGAGGUGGGGGUAUUCAUGUACAUCUAAAGAAGGAUUAAUUCUGUAAAAUAACCAAUUUUUUCUGUCCUAACUUUGGCCUUAACACCUGUUUGUAAAUGUGCAUAUUAUGUGUUACUUUUGCAAAGUUCCAUUACUUUUUUCGGUCUUCCUUCAUACUUUAUGCAUCUGGAUAGCCCAUUGAUCUACCUCAGUCUAUGCCAUCUCCGAUUGUGCUGAGCAGCUGUUAUCCAGCCAUUUUGCAAAGCUUCAGUUUCCCCCAUGCUACCUGCCAACCUUUUUAACGUGCCCAGUGUUUCUUGUGUGCAGAUUGCCUCGACGGGGCGGUGAUGAAGGUGCACAUCAGGUCUUUAGCAGCCUCUUAAAAACAAAAGCCUCUGUAUACUCGGGCUUGGGUUACUUAACCAUGCAGGCAACUGUAGCAGACAGAACAGUCACUGCCCCGGUGGCUUGUCAAUUUUAUACUUAACAAAACCUGAUAUUAAAAAGUUCAAUACCUUUUUUAAACACAAGAGAUUCUGACAAAUGCUGGAAAUCCAGACCAACAUAUGCAAAAUGCUGGAGGAACUCAGCAGAUCAGGCAGCAUCUACGGGAAUAGAUAAACCAAGACUCUUCAUUAGGACCUGAUGAGGUUGUUCCUCUCCAUAGAUGCUGCCUGACCUGCUAAGUUCCUCCGGCAUUUCGCAUGUGUUGCUCAAUAUGUUUUUUGUAAGUUAAAGGUAUGACUUUAUGGUAUUGAUGGUACGUUUACCGUCAAAUCACAGCAGAUAAUAGAUUCCAUUUUUUUGGAUCUUAAUAAGAAAUUAUUGUAAUUUUAAUGGUGGAAAAAUAUCACUAUCUUUGAUAUUUAUAUGGUAUCACAUGGUACCAAAUGGAAAUAUGAUGUGCAGAUUAUGAUUCUUCCCAUUCCAUAAAGGUAAAUAUCACUGUGGCAGUAUGCUACUGCUGUUGUUAAGCAGUUCGAUAGAAACUUCAUUUAUUCAUAGAAGCAUCCCCUGCAGAAUUUUAUGAUAAAGAGAGCGGACAUUUUGGGAUUAAGAGUGGUUCUGAUUAUUAACAUUCUGGAUGUGGUAAUUAAUUAAGAUAACUGCUCUUUCCCUCCUGAUUUUGAGGAAGAAAUUGCUGACAAUCAGGUUUUUGAAGUGAAGAAGAAAAAUCAGGAGGAAAAGGACUGAUGGGCUUGGGCAAUAUGAUUAAUGUGCAGGAAACAGGCUUCAGGACAGAUUUUGUCAAUAAACAGAACCAAAGAAAGAAGUGUUGCUGUAGUGACCAACAAGUAAUUCGCCUCUCUCUGAAGAAACAAAAUCUGUGCCUGUCUCAAAUGAUAUCAAAUGGAUGGGAUGUAAAUCAUAUAAUAUUACAUUCUAAACCUUAAUUCAGUCCUUUCAGAAUGUGAUUUCUCAAGAUUUUUGUAGCUUGUUUAUAGUGUCCAAAUUAAUCUUCUUUGCACAAUUUGAGUCUUCAUCAUUAAAACCUAACUAAAUUAAUAUCUUAGACCAUAUGAUAUAGGGGCAGAAUUAGGCAGUUCAGCCCUUUGAGUCCAUCAUGGCCAAUAUUUUAUCCCUCUCAACCUCAUUCUCCUGCCUUCACCCCUUACUUAACAAGAACCUAUCAACCUCUGCUUUCAAUAUACCAAUAUAAUUUACAUACUUCCUGCAGGACAAAUGAAAUGCAUGGAGAGCAAAAGAGUGUAUCUGCUCGAAUAAUCUAAAAUAUUUUCCAACAUAAAUGAGUGUAAUUGGACUUUGUUUUAAUGAUUUUCUGACACCAGUUUGGUGUGAAUAAUUUUAAGGUAACUAUUUGAUCAUUAUUGUUAAUUACAGCUGAUAUAAUCUUAGAACAUAAGACAUAAGAGCAAAAUCUGGCUAAUCAGCCCAUUGAAACUGCUCCACUAUUCAAUCAUGGCUGAUUUAUUGCCCCUCUAAACCGCAUUCUCUUCAAUGAUUCUCAAUGCAUCUAAAUGGAACAAGCUCUGGCUUUUCAUCUAUUCCCUAGAUUUUCCCCAUUCAUUUAUCAGAUGUCAGCAUCCAUUACAAAGCCAGUAUUUAGAGGCCAUAAGACAUAGGAACAGAAUUAUGCCCUUCGGUCAUCGAGUCUUCUCCAACAAUCCAUCAUGGCUGGUUUAUUAUUCCCUCUCAACCCCCAUUCACCUGGCUUCUCCUCAUAACCUUUGACAACGUUAUUAUUCAAGAACCGAUCAACCUCUGCUUUAAAUAUACCCAGUGACUUGGCCUCCACAAGCAUCUGUGGCAAUAAAUUCCACAGAUUCACCACCAUCUGGCUAAAGAAAUUCCUCCUCAUCUCUAUACUAAAGGGACAUCCUUGUACUCUGAGGCUGUGCCCUCUGGUCCUAGACUGCCCCACUUUAGGAAGCAUCCUCUCCACGUCCAUUCUAUCUAGACAUUUCAAUAUUCAAAGCUCCCAUCCAAGUUGUCUUUUCAUUAAGAACAGAAGUGCCCAGUGAUGGUUAGUGAACAAUCAUGUUUGACUGAUUCAAACAUAAUUUGGGCAAAUUCACUCCCCAAAUUAUCUUUAAAGAUGCCCCUCCAAUGUUGAUUAGAAAAUUAACAAAGUAUAAAUUAGCUAAAAUCAUCUUAAUCUUUCCUUAAGUGAGUUCAAUGGAGUUCAUCAGUGGAAAGAUAAGUUGUUUUCUUUCUGAAUUAACGGGAUAUUCAUCAUUUCCCAAUCCCUUCCCUCUGUUUCUAACAUUGCCACUCCAUUCACAUACACGCCAGAGACAAUUUGCAGUGACCACUUACCUAUAGACUCAUGAGUGGUUGGUAUGUGGGAAGAACUUUCAACAUUCAGGAGAAGUUUGGAUAGGUACAGUACUGUGCAGAAGUCUUAGACAUAUAUGUAGCUAGGGUUCCCAAGACUUUUGCACAGUACUGUAUAUUGGUUAAAAUAGGUAGGUGGUUGGGAAAUGGAAAUAAGAGUACUCAGCUUUGUAUUAGCUCAGUAGUAUUUAGUGUUAUUUGGUAACUGGAAAGAUAUAAUAUACAGCAUUGUGCAGAAGUCUGGGCACCCUAGCUAUUUUAUAUGUGCCUAACACUCCUGCACAAUACUGUACGUGGAUGGGAGGGGUAUAGAGAGCUAUGGUCCAGAUGUGGGUCGAUGGGACUUGGCAGAAUAACUAGAUGGGCUGAGGGAGCUGCUUCUGUGCUGUAGUGCUCUAUGAUUCUGUGAAAUAGAAUUGGGGUGGCGGGGGUCUGUGGGUGGAGGCAGAAUUUAUCGUACUGGCUUCAAGGCACGUGGGCAGAGUAGCUGGCAUAUGUGUUCUCGUGCAUUUCUGUUCGGUGUAACCACUCCCCUCCCAAGAGCCACUACUGGCUCCGAUUAAUCCACAGUAUAUCACUGGGCUGCCUGAGUUAAAUUUGCUGUGAGCAUUUAAACCCAGAAGCAGAUUGAAAUUAAUGCACCAUCUAUUACUUUAAACAAGAUAAUGAAAGGGGCCGUAAUUUUGUUCUUAUUAAAAUCAGCAAAACAGACGUUAGGCCAUUUGUCCAGCUUGUCUAUGCUAUCCAGUUAAUCCCAGUCUACUCCUUCCUUCCCCUGUAGCAAAGCUAAUUUCUUUCCCAUAAUCCUGCAGUCCUUCUGGUUAUAGUUUGUAUUCAACCUGAUUCCACCACCAUUCAGACAAUGUGCUUUAACUACUCAUUAUAUUGAAUUCUUCUGGUAGUCCCAUAUAAUGUUUUCCCCUAAUGGAAAAUGGAUGAUGCUUCCUUCUCCCAUUUUUUGAUUACCAGGUUUUAUGACAAGCUAUAGACACAAGGUAUUCUGCAGUUGCGGAAAACCCAAAGCAGCUCCCACAAAGUGUUGGAAGAACUCAGCAGGUCAGACAGCAUCUAUGGAAAUGAACAAACAGUUGACAUUUCAAACCAGUACCUGAUGAAGGGUCUUGGCCCAAAAUGUAGGUCUAUCAUUUCCACACAUGCUGCCCAGCCUGCUGCGUUCCUCCAGCAUUUCAUGUGUGUUGCUUUAUGGCAGGCUAAGUUUACCAGAACUGCACACAUCUAGUCUAGUUUUCUACCUGCUCAAGUUCUUGUAGGUUUCUAAACAAAUGUUACUUUGCAGGUGAGAGGGUAGCUGAUGAAUUUUUGACAAUUGAUUCUUUCUUGAUUAUGCAAUGGUAGUCUUGGACCGUUAUCACUCAAGCAGUCACGAAUAUAAUGGUAGCCCAAUGAGACAAAUUGAGUGCAAUAUUUAACUUAUCAUUUUACUCUUUCGCCCCUACUGAGCUGAUAUGAGGACUAGAGUAAUGUAUCAUUUUCCGGCUGGGAAAUUGAGUUUAAAGUAAACUGAAUGAAAUGUGCUGGAAUGCAUCUUUGUUAAACAGUCAGUCCUUGCAAUCGUUUUAACUGAAGGUCCAUAAUAAAUAUGACUCCUCAGAUUUAACUUGUCUAAAUUGUAUGUUUUGGGGUGAAGGAGUUGCACCUUUUGAUGUCAAAGAUACAUAAUUAAUGUAUCACUUCUUCAUCUGGGCGCCAUGGUAGCCUAGCGAUCAGCGCGAUGCUGUUACAGCUCGGAGCAAGUUCAAUUCCAGCGCAGUCUGUAGGAAGUUUGUACGUUCUUCCCGUGAGCGCACUAGUUUCCUCUAGGUGCUCUGGUUUCCUCCUGCAUUCCAAAGACGUACCGGUUAGUAGGUUAAUUGGUCAUUAUAAAUUGUCCUUCAAUUAGACUAGGGUUAAGCAGGUGGGUUGCCAGGUGGUGCAGCUCGUAGGGCUGGGAGGGCCUGUUUCAUGCUGUAUCUCUAAAUAAAAUAAAUACACUGAUAGUACCCAUGAAGCUAAGUCACUGCUUGGCGAACAGCCUAUAGAAACUGUAGAUAAUAAUACAGUAUCAGAAAUUCCAUUUUUCUAAACAAAUCGGCUUUGGCGGACCAGGGAGGUACGUUAGUUUGAAUUUCCAAAUAUGGACAUUUGAUGAAUUACAGCGCUGCUAACCAAUCAAAUUUUAUUUUGAAGUGUGUACGUUUAUGCGUUUAUGUGAGAGAGAGAGAGAGAGUGAGUGAGAGAGAGAGAGAGGGAGAGAGAGAAGAGAGCAAGAGAGAGAGAGACAGAGAGACAGAGAGACACGAUUGCCUCUGAGGCUCCUCAAAGCACUUAUCCCAAAAUUUAUAUCUAAUUAGUGUAGAGAUAUUAGUAUUGUUAUUGGUAUCCUUGUUUUUCAUCAAUGUAAAGAGAAAACAGAUCACAAAGAGGAAUGCUAAUCCAUCAUUGUAUUGCAUCAAACAAUUUGCACACAAGACAUGCACAUCAAAUUAGCUUUAAGAUCUUUUUGUUUGCUCUGGCAGUUUCUAUUCAGUGUUAAUAUCAUUGGAUCAUUGUCUGCUAGUAAUCCUCCAGUCACAGUGUCAAUGUUACAUCCACAGAAAGUUUUAGCAUUUUCUGAAGGGAAACACCCAUCCAAGUUGCCUUUUUGUUAAUAUCCGAAGUGCCCAGUGAUGGUUAGUUUUCAAACCACCGAGAAUCGUGUUUGACUGAUUCCAAAAAUUGCACGAGCGUGGGUGGUCUUGAUACUUGGCUCGCACACCCUUAAGACAGACAUCUGAGAUUCUGCCAAGAUUCAGGGUUUAGAACUUUGAAGCAUUUCCAUACUGACUUGGCAUAUUUGAUUGACCAGAAGACUCACACUUCUUUAACAAAGGAUGUAUUAAAUAACUGGAAUGUGAAAAUUUCAGUUCCUAUUGUGGGUGUAAUAUCAACACUGACUGUUAAGCUGUGGCAUGCUGAGUGGAGAAGGUCCUUGUCUGAGAUCCAUCAGGAAGGUACAUUGACAUCCCAGUUGAUAACCUUGUCAAAUUAGUACAUGCAGAUAAUGAGACUGCUCUGUGUAUCAAUUCAGAUCUAUGCUGCUUCAUUCAGACAUAAAUGUUUUCAUCAUUUAUAACCUCACAGGGAAAAAAAUGUCUUCUAUCUUUUCAAAUUCUGGCAGGCAGAGGUCAGAUCAAAAUACAUAUUUAACCUUCUAAGUUCUUUGAUUUUUUUUGGAAAAGAGAUUACUUUUCCACGUUGGUUUUUGCUUGUUCUUGCUACAAAAAGUUUGAUAUUUGGAUGAUAAAUAAUUGACUCAACAGCAAAAAUGCAACAUCAAUUCUUUGAAAAAAAACUUAGCAGAGAUGAAGCUAAGUUUAUUGUCCUAAAUUGAAUUAGGAACUAAUCGAGAAUAGUUUGCUAGGUAAAUAAAGUCUCUGCCAGGACAAUCGAUAAAUCAAAGUGAAAAUGCACUUCCUUUGGAAGAAAGCUGUGGUAAUGUUCAUUUUGAAGGCACCAACUCAUUUUGUGAUGAUCCCACAAUCUAUGGACAUUUAGUCAAGAAAACAAAACCUGCUGGUAAUAAAGCUCCUCACAUCCAAAUAGUGUGUUUUAAUGUUGUUCAUUAUCAUGCAGGAAGAACUACAGAACUUGGAGGGUUAAAUGCCAUUCCCUUCUGUCUGAUAUUAAUUUUUAUUUUAAUUUCUUUCAAACCUGCACAGGGAAAACUCUGUAACCUGGUCCAAAAACCAGGUUUAUUUCACCAGGCAUUAAAUUAUGAAACUUUUCUUUUAAUUUAUGAAGACCUUUUUUUGUACAGAUUUUUUUUCAUUUUAAAAGAAACUCAUAGAGAUGUCUAUAAGAUCAAGAAAGUUAAUUUUUUUAAACUUGUGUUUCAUUUGUGCCACAGACGUGCUGGGCAUCACUUUGUCUAGCAGUUCUUUCAUUAUCUGUUUGCUCCUGGAAAUUUAUGUAGAUCAGUGGAUGUUAGGUUUAAAAUUCUGUUUUCUUUGAAGAAGCUUUCAAUA
Mobula hypostoma (lesser devil ray) is the source of this 9968-nucleotide messenger RNA. RefSeq names its product RNA-binding motif, single-stranded-interacting protein 3. Gene Ontology annotation, molecular function: mRNA binding. The record is from RefSeq and is a predicted model, not a curated record. Gene Ontology annotation, biological process: chloroplast rRNA processing. Bases 496 to 1797 code for a protein of 433 amino acids. Lineage: Eukaryota; Metazoa; Chordata; Chondrichthyes; Myliobatiformes; Myliobatidae. Gene Ontology annotation, cellular component: cytoplasm; nucleus; chloroplast thylakoid membrane. The transcript is spliced from 16 exons.